AUGGAGCAGUCGGCGUCGCGAUCAGCUGAUCACACGCUACAGGAACUUGGAUUUGGACCUGAGGAGGAUGAAGAGAUCAGUGGUCAGUUCGCUCAUCCGACACCAGCACAUUCGAUGGCUGCUAGCGCAUCAGCUGGCUAUGAAAUACCAGCAAGACUGAGAACUCUACAUAAUCUUGUGAUUUUUUCUUGCAUUCAUUUAUCGUUUUUUAAUUGUUCUUGUUUUGGACGUUAUGAAGUUGCGGUGCCACUGUGCAAACAAGCGCUUGAAGAUCUGGAGAAGACGAGUGGACACGAUCAUCCUGAUGUGGCUACAAUGCUCAACAUUCUUGCACUUGUUUAUAGAGAUCAGAAUAAAUUCAAAGAGGCCGCAAAUCUUCUGAACGAAGCGUUGCAUAUACGUGAGAAGUGCUUGGGCGAAAGUCACCCAGCAGUUGCGGCCACGUUGAAUAACCUAGCUGUUCUGUACGGUAAACGUGGUAAAUACAAAGAAGCUGAACCGUUAUGUACGAGAGCUCUGGAAAUCAGAGAGAAGGUUCGAAUUCACUUCUGA
Molecule: messenger RNA, 552 nt
Organism: Anisakis simplex (herring worm)
Lineage: Eukaryota; Metazoa; Nematoda; Chromadorea; Rhabditida; Anisakidae
Source: the annotation of a GenBank genome assembly